Messenger RNA from Vespula vulgaris, 886 nucleotides. It is a transcript of the gene rtp, whose product is annotated as MORN repeat-containing protein 4 homolog. Lineage: Eukaryota; Metazoa; Arthropoda; Insecta; Hymenoptera; Vespidae. The coding region runs from base 350 to 802 and encodes 150 amino acids. The record is from RefSeq and is a predicted model, not a curated record. The transcript has 4 exons.
UAAUAUGUACAAAUGUCUACAUUCUUAAAAGUGUACACAAAUUUUAUAACCGAUUUAAUAGAUCGUUGCGCAUAUAAUAAUAGUAUAUAUUUUGAUUAUAUGCAUUUACUUUGGAUACUAUAUUUAUUUGAUACGAUGUGUAGUACAAUUACAUUUACUAACAUUUGAUUAAAAUAUAACUUUAAUAUUUAUAUGAACAUUUAUUUAUGAAUUUAAAAAGAAGCAGCAUUACUUAUAUAACGUGCAAGACUUGUACUGUACAUAUUGCUCAUAAUCAAAUAAAGAAUUAAUUUCAGUAAUUGAAUUUAAACCUGAAAGUUCCUACUAAUAAAAUUAGUUUGUUGGAAACAUGGGUGAUGGUGUGGCUAAGACAGGUGCAUACAAAUAUGAUGAUGGCACAAAAUAUAUUGGAGAUUGGAAUAACAGAGGAUUGAAACAUGGUGCUGGUUCUUUACUUCUUCCUGAUGGUACACGAUACGACGGUGCCUUUCAAAAUGGCCUUUGUUCUGGUUUAGGCAUUAUUAUAUUUCCCGAUGGAGCAAAAUACGAAGGUGAAUUUAUGCAGGGUUGGUUUCACGGACAUGGAGUAUUUUGGAGAGCCGAUGGAAUGAAGUUCGAAGGAGAAUUUCGUGGUGGAAGAGUAUGGGGCUUAGGUUUGGUGACUUAUUCCGAUGGGUCACAUGGCUUUCCAAGAAACGAAGGAUUUUUCCAGGACUGUAGACUUGUACGUCGUCGUCGUUGUCCAGAUAUAGUACAAAAAGCACAGAAAAUUUCUAUGAUGGCUCGCGUACAAUGCUCUUAAGUAUUGUUGCAUAGUAGACACGUAAGGUAGUAUAUUGUAUCGUGUGUAUGAAAGAAUAUAAAAAAUAAACUAUUAAAAAUUAAA